UGAGGUUAGCCUCGUAGUCGUUUCUGGCGUUCAGGCCCGGAAAGAAGCAUGGGCCAUCCAAAAUUGUAAGCGUCAGGGAAGCUACGGGCAUACCGCAAACCGCAUACCGCAUAUCGAAGGAGAGCUUCACUCAGUCUUGCACUUCAGCACCUGUCGAUUUCUAUCCCACGGGCGUGCUGCGUUCUACCAUCCGAGGACCACUUCGCCAACAUGGACGCCAGACUUCUCAACACAGUUUCCAAGUAUGCCGUACCCGCAUUCGGCGCCUUCGCCCUGGCCAAGUCCUCCAUCUACGAUGUGCCCGGCGGAACCAGAGCCGUCAUCUUCGACAGACUAUCAGGUGUGAAGGAACAGGUUAUCAGCGAGGGAACACAUUUCCUGGUCCCCUGGUUACAGCGAGCCAUCCGCUUCGACGUCCGAACCAAGCCGCGAAACAUCGCCACCACCACCGGCAGCAAGGAUUUGCAGAUGGUGAGCUUGACCCUCAGAGUUCUACACAGGCCAGAGGUCACUGCUCUGCCCAAGAUCUACCAGAACCUCGGAACAGACUAUGACGAGAGAGUGUUGCCCUCCAUCGGUAACGAGGUCCUCAAGUCCAUCGUAGCCCAGUUCGAUGCCGCAGAGCUCAUCACACAGCGUGAAGCCGUUUCCAACAGGAUUCGAUCCGACUUGAUGAAGAGAGCAGCAGAGUUCAACAUCGCAUUAGAAGACGUCUCCAUCACUCACAUGACUUUCGGCAAGGAGUUCACAAAGGCCGUCGAGCAGAAGCAGAUCGCACAACAAGAUGCCGAGCGAGCACGAUUCAUCGUCGAGAAGGCCGAGCAGGAGAGACAGGCCAACGUCAUCAGGGCCGAGGGUGAGGCCGAGAGUGCCGAGACGAUCAGCAGAGCUAUCGCCAAGGCCGGUGAUGGUCUCAUCCAGAUCAGAAAGAUUGAGGCCAGCAGGGAGAUUGCCCAGACUUUGGCAGGAAACCCGAACGUGGCAUAUCUUCCGGGUGGAAAGCAGGGCGGCCAGUUCUUGCUGUCGGUCGGCAAGGCAUAAAGCCUCCAUGUAUGAUACGGAGCGGAUGGAACUGGUAAAAGAAGGCAACCAUGUACAAUACAGAGAGGAGCUCUCUGAUCUCCACUUCGGGUACGAUAUUAUAUCCAUAAUGUGACACUAUUCAAGGCUCAAAAUCUCAUCGACAUUCGCCUUUUUGCCGAUGAGC
Molecule: messenger RNA, 1207 nt
Organism: Truncatella angustata
Lineage: Eukaryota; Fungi; Ascomycota; Sordariomycetes; Amphisphaeriales; Sporocadaceae
Product: band 7 family-domain-containing protein
Exons: 2
Coding region: 211-1041 (276 amino acids)
Biological process (GO): mitochondrion organization
Cellular component (GO): mitochondrion; membrane
Source: RefSeq, a predicted model, not a curated record